This is a messenger RNA of Penicillium atrosanguineum, 1140 nucleotides long. RefSeq names its product mitogen-activated protein kinase. Gene Ontology annotation, biological process: protein phosphorylation; intracellular signal transduction. Gene Ontology annotation, molecular function: ATP binding; MAP kinase activity. Gene Ontology annotation, cellular component: cytoplasm; nucleus. The transcript has 2 exons. NCBI's taxonomy places the organism in Eukaryota, Fungi, Ascomycota, Eurotiomycetes, Eurotiales, Aspergillaceae. The record is from RefSeq and is a predicted model, not a curated record. Bases 1 to 1140 code for a protein of 379 amino acids.
AUGGGCCAGCAGAACCCUCCCGCGGGAGGAUCGCGGAAGAUCUCCUUCAACGUGUCCGACCAAUAUGAGAUCCAGGAUGUUAUCGGUGAAGGUGCUUACGGUGUCGUCUGCUCCGCAAUUCACAAGCCGUCCGGCCAAAAGGUCGCCAUCAAAAAGAUUACUCCGUUCGACCACUCCAUGUUCUGUCUGCGUACAUUGCGCGAGAUGAAGCUGCUGCGGUACUUUAACCACGAGAACAUUAUCUCCAUCUUGGAUAUCCAACGGCCCCGCAACUACGAGGGCUUCAAUGAGGUGUACUUGAUUCAGGAACUGAUGGAGACUGAUAUGCACCGAGUCAUUCGCACACAAGAUUUGUCCGACGACCAUUGUCAAUACUUUAUCUACCAAACACUGCGUGCCCUCAAGGCAAUGCAUUCCGCCAAUGUUCUCCACCGAGACUUGAAGCCGUCCAACCUGCUGCUCAACGCCAACUGCGAUUUGAAAGUGUGCGAUUUCGGCCUGGCGCGAUCGGCCGCCUCGACCGACGACAACUCCGGUUUCAUGACGGAAUACGUGGCUACCCGCUGGUACCGUGCGCCGGAGAUCAUGUUGACCUUCAAGGAAUACACCAAAGCAAUUGACGUUUGGAGUGUGGGCUGUAUUCUUGCCGAGAUGCUGAGCGGCAAGCCCCUGUUCCCCGGAAAGGACUGUACGUAUACCCCUGGAAUUCCAAUUUUGCAUACGUUCCAUCUAACAAUCCCAGACCACCAUCAGUUGACCUUGAUUCUGGACGUUCUCGGCACACCCACAAUGGAAGACUACUACGGCAUCAAAUCCCGACGAGCACGCGAGUACAUCCGCUCCCUCCCCUUUAAGAAGAAGAUUCCCUUCCGCGCUCUCUUCCCCAAGAGCAACGACCUGGCCCUGGACUUGCUCGAGAAACUCCUCGCCUUCAACCCCGUCAAGCGUAUCUCCGUCGAGGAUGCCCUGCGCCACCCGUACCUGGAGCCGUACCACGACCCGGAAGACGAGCCCACCGCGCCCCCGAUUCCCGAGGGAUUCUUUGAUUUCGACAAGAACAAGGAUGCGCUGAGUAAGGAGCAAUUGAAAGGUAUGGUCCCAUCUAUGUCCUUUGAUCUUGAUUUUGAUAUUGACGCGUGA